AGAAUUAUCAUCUAGUCUCGACAAAGAAAGUGAUGAAAAUAAACGACUUAGUGAGGAAUUAGCAACCAAAGCAAGCGAAAACGAUGAACUGACAAGAAAACUAGCAGAAAGUGAAAAGAAUAGGAAAGCAGCUGAACAGUCAAUAACAGAUUCAAGAGGGGAAAUUGACUUAAUUAAUAAAAACAUAAAAGAGUUAGAAAGACUAUUAAAUGAUGGACCUACGCAAAAAGAUUUCGACGAAUUAGAAAAUAAAUACGAUAAUUUGCAAGAAACCACUGAUGAUAAGAUAAAAGAACUAGAGGGAUUAGUGAGUGAGGCCGAAAGACAAAUCAUAGAGUUAAAAAAAAGACCUAGCCGAGAAUUAUAUAAUGAAUUACAAUCUCUGCUUAAAGAGGCAAAAAGCGAAUAUGAAAGGGAAAAGUCUCGCGCCGACAGUUUAGAAAGUGACAAAAACGAACUCGCAACUAAGUCAGAAAAUCAGCAAACUAAAUUUGAUGAACUAGAAGAAAGGUUAAGAGAAUCAGAAGUAGAAGCCCAAGAACUAAGGAGUAAUUACGAAUCCUUAGAAAGAAAAUUAGAAAAUAGGGACCUUGUG
Molecule: messenger RNA, 595 nt
Organism: Ambispora gerdemannii
Lineage: Eukaryota; Fungi; Glomeromycota; Glomeromycetes; Archaeosporales; Ambisporaceae
Source: the annotation of a GenBank genome assembly